AUGCCCUCACCUAUUCCUCUCAAUUGCUUUCUUCCUUUGGAGCUCUCCCCGUCUGUGGACUUGAGGCCCUGCAGCAGCCCCCUAGUUAUCCCUGGCAAAGAGGAGAAGGCAUUUUUGGGAGGAACCCCCUCACCCAGGGUCCGCCGUCUGCCUCCACGCCUGGCCUGGUGCUCCAUUGACUGGGACCAGCUCUGCCUCCUGCAGCCCCUGGGCUCUGGGGGUUUUGGGUCCGUCUAUAAAGCCACCUACCACGGUGCGACUGUGGCUGUGAAGCAGGUGAAGAAGAGCAGCAAAAACCGUCUGGCAUCGUGGCAGAGCUUUUGGGCCGAGCUGAACGUUGCCUGGCUGCAGCAUGAAAAUGUGGUACGUGUGGUGGCUGCCAGCACGUGUGCCCCUGCCAGCCAGAACAGCCUAGGCACCAUCAUCAUGGAGUACGUGGGCAACAUCACCCUGCACCACGUUAUUUACGGCACCAGCGACACGUGGAGGCAGGGGGAGGACGAGGAAGGAGGGUGCAGGAAGGCCCUGAGCAUGGAGGAGGCCGUGUGCUAUUCCUGCGACAUCGCCACGGGCCUGGCCUUUCUCCAUGCACAGGGCAUUGUGCACCUGGACCUGAAGCCUGCGAACGUCUUCAUCACGGAGCAGGGGGUGUGCAAGAUCGGAGACUUCGGGUGCUCCCAGAAACUGGAGGACGGCUUGUCCCAGAGCCCCCACGUUUCCCAGCAUGGGGGCACGUACACGCACCGUGCCCCCGAGCUCCUCAAGGGGGAGAGGGUGACCGCCAAGGCGGACAUCUACUCCUUCGCCGUCACCCUCUGGCAGAUGGUCAUGCGGGAGCAGCCCUACCUGGGCGAGCGGCAGCACGUGCUCUACGCCGUGGUGGCCUACAACCUGCGCCCUUCUCUGGCUGCCGCCGUUUUCCACGAGUCGCCCGCGGGCCGAAGGCUGAGGAGCAUUAUUAGCUGCUGCUGGAAGGCCAACGUGGAGCAGCGCCUCAGCGCUGCCCAGCUGCUGCCCAGCCUCAGGGCCCUUAAGGGGAGCCUCUAG
This is a messenger RNA of Cygnus atratus (black swan), 1047 nucleotides long. It is a transcript of the gene MOS, whose product is annotated as MOS proto-oncogene, serine/threonine kinase. Gene Ontology annotation, biological process: protein phosphorylation. NCBI's taxonomy places the organism in Eukaryota, Metazoa, Chordata, Aves, Anseriformes, Anatidae. The transcript has a single exon. The record is from RefSeq and is a predicted model, not a curated record. Gene Ontology annotation, molecular function: protein kinase activity; ATP binding. The coding region runs from base 1 to 1047 and encodes 348 amino acids.